AUGUCCCGAGAGCGCUGCUGCUGCUGCCGCUGCGCGCGCUGGCCACCACCACCGCCGCUACGCUGCUGGGUACCACCCCCGACCAGCUCCACCCCCUCCACCACCACUGCCUCCUCCGCCGCCGCCUCCACCGCCUCCACCUCCGCGCCCCUCCACCUCCGCCGCUGCCUCACCACCACCGCUGGCACCACCACUACUGUCUCCGCCGCUGCUGCCACCACCCACCACCACCCCGCCACUAGUCCCGCCGCCACCCCCACUCCCUCCGCCGCCACCGCCGCCACCGCCCAACCGCCCCCCUCCAGCUCCACCCGCGCCCUUGCCCCCCUUGCCCUUGCUGGAGCGACGCCCCUUACGGCCCGUCGCGGCCUCGCCUACGCCCUUCCGCGGCCCCGCCUCGCCCCUUACGGCCCCUUACGGCCUCACCUAGGCCCCUCCGCGGCCCCGUUUGGCCCCUUAUGGCCCCGAUACGGCCCCUUCUGGCCCCGCUACGGCCCCGUCUGGCCCCGCUACGGCCCCAUCUGGCCCUGCUACGGCCCUUCUGGCCUCGCUACGGCCCCGUCUGGCCCCCCUUUGCGGCCCCGUUUAGGCCCCUCUGCGGCCCCGUCGCCACCUAUGGCCCCGUCGCUACCUGCGGCCCCGUCGCCACCUACGGCCCCGUCGCCACCUAUGGCCCCGUCGCCACUUGCGGCCCGUUGCCACCUGCGGCCCCGCCGCCAUCUGCGGCCCCGCUGCCACCUGCGGCCUCGCCGCCACCUGCAGCCCCGCCGCCCAGCGCCCGCACCCCCGAGCAGCCGAACCGCCGGCCAGCUGAGCCGCCUGACCGCCGAGCCGCCUAGCAGCCACCCGCCCGACCGCCGCCGCGCCGCCCAGCACCGAGGAACCGAGCCGCCCGACCUCCGAGCUGCAGAGCAGCCGAGAGCCCGACCGCCGAGAGCCGCCGAGCCGCCCGACCGCCCCACUUGCCUG
Closterium sp. NIES-65 is the source of this 969-nucleotide messenger RNA. NCBI's taxonomy places the organism in Eukaryota, Viridiplantae, Streptophyta, Zygnematophyceae, Desmidiales, Closteriaceae. The record is from the annotation of a GenBank genome assembly.